This is a messenger RNA of Calliphora vicina (urban bluebottle blowfly), 2565 nucleotides long. Its product is annotated as activating signal cointegrator 1 complex subunit 2 homolog. Lineage: Eukaryota; Metazoa; Arthropoda; Insecta; Diptera; Calliphoridae. Gene Ontology annotation, molecular function: protein binding. The transcript is spliced from 5 exons. Bases 29 to 2128 code for a protein of 699 amino acids. The record is from RefSeq and is a predicted model, not a curated record.
AAAAAAUUAAUCAAAGAACAAUAUAAACAUGUUGAAAUCUACAAAAUUAACAACAAUAUUAACGAUUGUGUUCCUAAUCUUAAUAAAAAAUGUUGCACAAAUUGGCAGUUAUGCGGCCACUAGCAAUUUGGCAACAUUUGAAGAUAAUAUUGAAAACAACAACAUUAACAACAACAACAAUAACGAUGAAACGCAUCGUUUAACAAAGCGCAUGGACUUGGAAUCAUGUUUAGGCCAAUUUGAUGUUCAUAAAAACACCAUCAUACGUACGGGUGAAUCACAAGCAAUUGGCGGCAAAUAUCUACAGGGCAUAGAGCUGGAGACUAUGGAGGAAUGUCAACGUUUGUGCUGUGAAACCGAUUCGUGCGAUGUUUAUAUAUUUGAGAGUAAAAAAGAUGGUUACUGUUAUCUAUUCGAAUGUGGCACGCCGGAAAAUUUCCACUGUAAAUUCACUCGUCACGCCAAUUACACAAGUGCCGUCCUAACACCUGUUCUACGGCCAGCAAGUGAAGUCACUACUGCACAUCCACCACCAGCCGCUCAUUCGGCGCACGGUAUCACCUCGAAUAUAUCGCAGCAAGAAUGGGAGUUGUCUAACUUAAAAGUGAAGCCGGAAAUAAAGGAAAAAACAAUUGAUAUGAAUCUGAGCGGGGGUGGUAUAAUGCACAGUCUAAGUAGCAACAAUAAAAAGUCAUUGAUGGGUAUGGAAGGCAGUGUAACGCAAAAAGUUAAUACUUCUGUCCACUGCGGUCGUUUUCAAUUUGCUUGUCAUUCCGGCGAGUGUAUUGCCGUCUACAAUGCCUGCGACGGUAUACCUCAGUGUGAGGAUGGCAGCGAUGAGGGUCCCGAAUGUUCGGGAGCCAAUAGCAAUUUGAAUACAAAUACAAAAUCUUCACCUGAUGCUUUAGCUACAAAUAAAAUUGUGGCAACUCCAUCUAUGUCUCAGUACCCAACUUCGCUGGCUCAACAGACGCCCCAGCAACAAUUGCAAAGUAUGCAACAACAACAUUCUCAAAGCCCAGCCAUAAUACCUUCUGUGGGUUUGGUAAACAAUCGUGAAGAUCCAAAUGUCUGGGAAUCUCGUAAAAUCGUUUCGGGUACUCCAACACAAGUAGCUGGCAACGAAAUUCAUGGUAACCCAGAAUCUUCAAAUCUUAAUCAGUUGACGGCACAACAACAACUGCAACAACAGCAGCAGCAACAACAACAAGGCGAUAGUUUUACUUCAUAUGUCAACAAUCGUGGACAAAACAAUGCGGUUUAUGGUGUUGGUUCCUCCUCCUCCACAUUGGAACAAAGUGGCCUGUAUAUGCCACAUGUGGUCCCAGAUGUAAACAAUAACGUUUAUGCGGGACAACAACAACAGCAUAUUUUAUUACCACCCCCUCCUCCACCACCACCAGCACCCUUAAAUUCCAAUUGGCAGCAACAGGCAAUUUUGAAUCAGCAGAAGCUACAGCAACAACAACAACUUGCAGCGCAAUCAGUGCCAUCACAACAACAUCCACAUCAACCACUGCCUGAAGUAUCUUCUUCUUUUGCGGGACAAAGUGAAGCCAUUCAACAGCAGCAGCCAUCCCAAUUGACAAAUACUGUGGUUCAGCAGCAACAACAACCUGCCCAAAAUUUGGUGCCUUCUUUAACACAACAACAACCGCCAGCAUUGAAAACAGUUUCGGCUAAUGGAGCAGCAGCUGGCGAACAAAAAUUGGAAGAUUCCGAUGAGUAUGAAGAUUCGGAGGAAAAAUCAACGGAGCCACCCAAAAAGCACAAGCACAAAAAAACCAAAUCCAAGUCCAAAGAUUCCAAAAAAACCAAAGACGACCUUGACGAUAAGAAAUCCCACUCGAACUCUCUCAAAAACAUAAAAUCAGCCAUCUCCCCAGUACACGAACAAUACGAAAUAAUCCAUCAGAAUAUGGCUCUCGAAUUUCGUGAUCAUGACGGACAAUCUGAGAGACCGGGUGGUGCUGUCUUAUCUCUUACCUUGGGACUUUUAAUAACAGCCGCUUUGGCCAUUUUAAUUGGUUGCCGCAUGAGAACCGUUGGUAGGCGGGCUCGACGUAUGGGCGGCAAAACGCCAUAUUCACACGAAGCCGAUUUUCUCGUGAAUGGCAUGUAUUUGUAAAACAAAUUCAAUAAACAGUUUCUUUUUUAUAUUGGCUUCAAUUAAACAUAAAAAAAAUAAAAAUAAAAUUAAUUUAAAAAUAAUAUAUUAAUAAUGUAAUAUGUAACAAACAAAAAGAAAUCCGAAAACUUGUAUUCUAAACUAAUUUUAAUAACUGAAAAGUAUGUUUUUUUGAUGUUCUUUUCUUCAAUGAAUCAAUAAUAAUUAUUAAAAACCCAAACCCCUAACAAAUAAAUAAAGAAAAAUCUUUGAAAGAGGUUUAAUGUCCCUUAAAAAUUUCAAAUUAACACUUAGAAUUUUCUAGUCGUGACGAUAAUUUUACUGUGUAAUCACUAACUAGUCAAUAAUUUUAAGUAUAUUUUUUGUAAAUUUAAAUGAGAAUAAAUUAUUUAAAUACAUAUAUGUAUGUAUAUUUAAAGAUUUGUGUUAAAAACAAA